This is a messenger RNA of Phyllopteryx taeniolatus (common seadragon), 5555 nucleotides long. It is a transcript of the gene lrmp, whose product is annotated as lymphoid-restricted membrane protein. Gene Ontology annotation, cellular component: endoplasmic reticulum membrane. The record is from RefSeq and is a predicted model, not a curated record. The transcript has 40 exons. Bases 474 to 4907 code for a protein of 1477 amino acids. NCBI's taxonomy places the organism in Eukaryota, Metazoa, Chordata, Actinopteri, Syngnathiformes, Syngnathidae.
GCGGUGUCUGUCUUGGAGAGAGCGGUGAAAGUAGAUAAGAGCCAUUGAGCCUUUUGUAUGACUCGGGGAUUAGGACCAACUAUCUGUUACGGUGUGCCAGAGUCAACACUACGUAUAGAAAGUUGCAUUUCAUAUCAAAUGAAAGCUGGGUGAUUGUGUGUGAGUGGCCUAAUCUCUGACUGUGAGCUUUGGCUACUUAGUGUGAGCUCGGACAGGGGAUUCUUCCAAGAGGAGGACCAGGAGCGGGCUCUCGACCACUUCAAUUGAGACCAACGGCAAAGAGGCAGACCGGCGUCGGGCCUUUUCCACUCUUUCCGAUUCUGAUGGAUGUACCUCUUGAAUCAACAGCAGAAUGAGACCUUCAAGGCAUUUGUUGAUAUUUUAGAUUCUUCUUUUUCUACAAGGAGCAACAGGGGAGAUUUGGAAAGUACGAAUCACCAAGAUGCUGCAACUGAGGGCAGCCUCACUUCAUCAUGGACUUCUGCACGCCCCAGCCGCCACGACGCCACAACCCGGUGGACAGCAUCUGCCGCAAACUGCAGACCAUCCAGUGGCGCGGUGACCGGGAGCCCAAUUCCCCCUUCCAGAUCCCCAAGCUCUCCUCCAGCAGCUACGACAGCCCCCAGUGCGGCCUCGGGCUCAACCUGGACGCCAUCUUGAAGAAAGGGGCCCAGGGACGAAAGGAGACCGGCGACGGAAAGCCCGACUCUGCGCCUUCCCAGAAGAGCAACGUGGGUGCCUCCGUCCCGCCGUCCGCUUCAGGCAACACCCCGACCCCAGCUAACAUCACGUAUACCAUCACUAGUACCCUCGGGGAGAGGAGAGGUGUCGAUCGAAGCGAUCGAAAACAAUUUAAGACAUGGCAGAGUUACUGCUCCACUCCCACGAGCCAGCCCAAAGACUCCCCGUACUUCACGUUCACACGAGGCAGACCCGAGUCGGCGCAGCCCGAGAGCGGAAGCGGGCCGAGCAGGAGCCCCGUGCGCUCUCGCACCUUCACCCCAAUUUGCAGCACUGUCUCUUACAACCUCAACUUCAACUUCUCUGCCAGCACGGGGAGCUCCACGGAGGGUGAGGCGCCCUACCCGGCUCUGGUUGUCAAAAGACUGUCGCUGGGAGAUCGAGGGACCACCCUGGACUCUGAGAGCAACAACAUGGCAGAAGUCAGCCUCAUCUGCGAGGAGAAUCUCCUCGACACCAUCUUCCAUGCUUGUGACACGCAGCGCCGAGGUAAGGUGUACGUGUCUCACAUCGUGGACUACUUGCGGCACACAACCAGCCGCACCCCAGAGGACAGCGGGCUGGAGGAGCUCUGCAACAUGCUGGAUCCUGAACGCAAAGAUGUCUCCAUCGACCUGGACACGUACCACGCCGUCAUGAGGGAGUGGAUUGAAGACUGCCGCAGCAAUGGGGAAGAGCCACCAGAAUAUGCAUGCCAGGACUCGGUUAAACUACGAGACAGCCUUUCCUUGAGGAGGUCCAUGUUGCUCAACGUGACCUCGGGAAGCUUGGAGGGCUUUGGAGGGGACGUGUCGAAAGCAGAAUUUGAAACAUCAGAGCUGGUGAACUGCCUUGCCGACCUCCAGAUGAGCAACCAAAAGCUCCAGGCGGAAGUGAAGAAGCUGAAACAAGCGGUGGAAGCAAUGGAAGAGAGCAACCAAAAGCUGGCAGAUGAGAACGAGGAGCUGCGCAACCAGACCAGAGCUCACCAGCAGCUGGUCCACAAAGAGAAGAUGCUGCACGAUGAAGUGGAAGAAAUGAAGGCCACUCUGAGCUGCACGGAGGAAGGCAGAGCGCGCGCCUCCGCGCGCAGCAAACACGUGGAGAAAGAAAACCAAGAUCUCAUAGCCAAGAUUGCUUCUCUUGAGGACGAGAACUUCAAGGUCACUAUGGAGAUGGACGAGCUUCAGAAGAGAAUAGCGGAGCUGUGUGACAUUAACACUGACCUUCAGGUGCAGAUUCACUCUUUCGAUACCGUCAUCACUGAAAAGGAAUCUCUUAUACAAGAGAGGAGCAGACAGAUUGACGAGCUCAAGACUGCAGUGGAAGAAUACUCCUCCAUUACGGAGUUACUAAGAGCUGACAAGAGCAAACUGGAGAACCACAUGCAAAUGAUGCAUCCAGACCUUUCUGGUGCUGGAGUGUCUCUUUCGGUAGCCUACAGGUUGAACCAGAGCACUUCAGGAUCCCUGCAAACAGAACUGGCCCUGGCUCAGUCACCACCGGAGCCUGUCCAUGGGGUUGACCAUUUACCCAACAAUGUGUGUCUUGCCUCGCCGCUGGAUGAGACUCUGGACAGAGAGGUGCUGAUCAUGAUGCAUGGACCCAGCCCAGAACUCAUGGCUCAGGAGUUCAAGAAACUCCUGAACAGAAUGAAGACUGAUUUCAGACAAGAUACCAACAUUGUCCUGUCUACAAUGAAAACUUUACUCGAUGACCACUCAAAACCAGGGUUUGACACUGACACCAGUCUUGAGGCGGUGCAGGCCGCGCUGGACGCAACAAGAGAAGACUGGGCCCUUAGCCUGGACCAGCUAGCCCAGUACACUGACUCCAUAGAGACGGAACUGAUUAAAAUGACCAGUAAUAUGAGGAGGUCCCGGACUGAGAUCUUGCACCUUUCAGUCAGGGUGCAGGAUCAAGAGAACCAGAAGCGGCAACUCGGUGAGGAACUAGAGCAGCUCAAGACUCCUCAAGACAGCAGAGAAGCCUCAUGCCAGACACCUGCCCCAGAAGAAGAGACUGGUGAUGACCUGGAAUGGGAUGAGGAAUAUGCCCUUCAAGAUUUCCUGAAAAACGAAAUGGCGGAGAGCAACUCACGAGCGCGGGGUGACGUAACGGACGGCGGACAGACGGAGGACGGAGACGAGAGGUGGACGGUGGUGAAUGGCACGGGCGAGGGAGAAGUGAGGGACACGUCCACUCCUGUGUCUGCCAAGCCGGAGGUUUCCCAGGAUGGACACUGUCUGGCAGUAACAGGCCAAGAACCUCCAGAGCCACAGGUGAACCUCCAUUGUUUGCAGGACGAGGCAGCAAUACCAUCGGACGCCCACUCACAAGCUGUCAGCCCCGAGCACCCAGCGGCGGAUGCCCUGCCUGAUCCGUCCCACUCAGACAGCCGCAGGUCAGAGACAGACGAGACGACAGUGUCUCAGUCCUUGUCUGAUCAGGAUCCAAUAACUAUGCCAACUGCAACCAACAAUGCACCACCCAAUGAGGUCGCUCCUCCGAAUGAGAGCAUCCAACUGUCCGGCGAGGACCACAAGCGGGAAGACAAAGAGGGUGACGUGAGCAGCACUGCGAGCUUGAUUCUGGACCAGUCUGGACCGAGAUCAGCGGCACGGGACACCACAAGUCUGCUUCCCGUAUUGGUUGAAGAAGAGGAGAGCGCUACUACAGAGGGCGGCAUGGCAGGGACGGAGCAGCCCAGCAGCAUCAGUGCAACCACCAUGACUGACUGUCAGCAGUCAAGCGUGUCCUUGGCACAGAACGGCCAAUCAGAGAGUCGCGUGACAUCAGAUCCAAAACAAUUGCAAAACAAAAAGGACUCCAAUGGGAUGAAUAAGAAAGAACUGGAGUCACAAGGCACGGAAACCACAGAAGCUCCAAAGAUGGAGGAGGCCCAACCUGAGGCUUGUGGAACCACUGAGAAAAAAUCUGAGUCGUCUACCAUCUCUGACCACAAAGACACGUGCAGAGAGGAUAAGAACAGCAGCCUGUCGCCCAAUGACAAGGAGAUUGAGACCGAGUUCCAGCGUCUAGCUCUGGGCUUUAAGUGCGACAUGUUUACCUUAGAGAAGAGGCUCCGGCUGGAGGAGCGGUCGCGUGACCUCGCCGAGGAGAACGUCCGCAGGGAGGUGUCCAGCUGCCAGGGCUUGCUGCAGGCUCUGACUCCUCUAUGUGAGGAUGAUAACCAGUCAAUGGAGAUCAUCCACAGGCUCCAGAAGAAUCUGGAUAUCCUCAUCCAGUCCAUGACCCGAGUGUCCAGUCGCUCUGAGAUGCUAGGAGCCAUCCAUCAGGAGAGUCGCAUUGGUAAGGCGGUGGAGGUUAUGAUUCAGCAUGUCGAGAACCUGAGGAGGGUGUACACCAAGGAGCACGCCGAGCUGCUGGAGCUCCGGGAGACGCUCAUGCAGAACGAGAGGUCGUUUGGCUCGCACUCCGACAGAGAUGAAUUCCGUGGCAAGAAGCCAUCCACGACACAAUACUACAAGUCAUCAGCCCGGCGGGUUAGCAUAGCAGCAAUACCUCGCUCUGGUGGAGGCAACAUGCACUAUGACAUGACCAAACAACAGAGCGGUGCAGAAAGUGAAGCAGAAAGACUCACCAGGAGAUCUCCAUGGAAUGUGGCGGGGAAGAACAUGGCACGCCCCCCACUUAAACGCUUUGUUAGCUCUGCCGCCUGGGUUGACACUGAAGAGCCCUCUGUCAUGAUGAAGGGGACGGCGCGCAAUAACUCCGACCCCCAGCUGUCCGACGAGCCGGACGAGCCCGUGCCGGAGAGGAGGAGGUCCAGUCUCAGUGAGCUGGGCAGCAAACUCACCUCCCUCAUUCUGCCUCUCAAGACCCCUCCUUCCGCAUCCUUCAGAAGUCAGGAUGAGCUCUUUGUAAUGCUUCCAAGCAUCUCAUCCAGCCCGGCAUCUUCCGAACAAGGACUGUCCCAGUCUUUGUCCCAUAGCUUGACAUCCACCCGGUCAACGGCGGCCGCGGUGGCCCGAGGCAGCAGGGCACUCUGGCUUUGGUUGGCCAUGGUGCUGCUCCUUGCAGGUCUCCUGGCCCUGUUGGCCAGCCUUGUGAUGCAGCCAGCAGUAGACGCGGCCCCCGUAGGCACCGGAGACUCCUGGAUGACCAUCCAGCAGCUGCUCUGGCCUUACACGGGCCUGCGGCACAAUGGACAGCCCCCAGUUUAGCUCCCAAUUUUGGACCUGGGGUAGAUGGUGCUACAGCUGUCAGCCUUCUCCAGAUUUGCCCGUGCACUUUGGAAGGUUGGUGAGGAAUGUGUGCCACACUGAGGAAAAAAACUGUCGGACGGUGCUUCAAAAUUCCUCAGCCAGGCCUGGAGGGGUGGUUAACCCUGAUUGAAAAUUUUACCCAUCACGUUUGCCGAGCUAGUCUGAGUCGCCGCGUAAAUGCAUGUUCAGAAGAGGGUGUGGCACUGACUCCAUUUCGUGGCUACUCAACAUCCUUCACAUGUGGUCGCUUUCAAUCAGUAUUUGCCUGCUACCUGGAUCCUUAAACAUAGAGCUUCCAUGUUGCUAGUGCACAUCCUCGAAACCUUAGCACAAUGCAUUUUUCACGGACAGCUUUUUAAACUCACUUAAUGCACUUGAAGGUAACUGUUCUAUUUAUGUCCUUGCCAGAUGUUUUAUAACUUUUUAAAGAUGAUCAACACUGGUCAUAAAACAUUUAAGUGUUUUUAAAACUAUAUUUAUGAUUACUUUUUGAGUGAGUGAUCUGUGAAUUAACUGUGACAAUCUUGACACCAGUUACCCCCCCCCCCCCUUUUCUUUUCUUUUUUUUUGCUGUGGUUGUCACCGUAUUAAACUUUUUGUAUGUUC